Cricetulus griseus (Chinese hamster) is the source of this 3076-nucleotide messenger RNA. Lineage: Eukaryota; Metazoa; Chordata; Mammalia; Rodentia; Cricetidae. The record is from RefSeq and is a predicted model, not a curated record.
GGCAGCUGAAGGGGGCAAGGGAUGGUGUGACUCAGAUUGAGAACAGGCGGGUGGUAUGAGUCAGUAGCUUGCAAUAGCCUUGAUGCUAGGCAUUAGACACACUGUGUGGAAGGAGAAGACUGUAACACUGCAACAGCAGUCAACUUUGACCACUUCCAGAUCCUGCGGGCCAUUGGUAAAGGGAGUUUUGGGAAGGUAUGCAUUGUGCAGAAGCGAGACACCAAGAAGAUGUAUGCCAUGAAGUACAUGAACAAGCAAAAGUGCGUGGAGAGGGAUGAGGUGCGGAAUGUGUUCCGGGAGCUACAGAUCAUGCAGGGAUUGGAGCACCCAUUCCUGGUGAACCUGUGGUACUCCUUCCAGGAUGAGGAAGACAUGUUCAUGGUGGUGGACCUGCUGCUGGGCGGAGACCUGCGCUACCACCUACAGCAGAAUGUGCACUUCACAGAGGGAGCUGUGAAACUGUACAUCUGCGAGCUGGCCCUGGCUCUGGAGUACCUGCAGAGGUACCACAUUAUCCACAGAGACAUCAAGCCGGACAACAUCCUGCUGGACGAGCAUGGGCAUGUGCACAUCACGGACUUCAACAUUGCCACAGUCGUGAAAGGAGCAGAGAAGGCUUCCUCCAUGGCCGGCACCAAGCCCUACAUGGCCCCGGAAGUCUUCCAGGUGUAUGUGGAUGGAGGCCCUGGGUACUCAUACCCUGUGGACUGGUGGUCACUGGGCGUCACGGCCUAUGAGCUGCUACGAGGCUGGAGGCCAUAUGAAAUCCACUCGACCACACCCAUUGAUGAGAUCCUCAACAUGUUCAAGGUGGAGCGUGUCCACUACUCCUCCAUGUGGUGUGAGGGGAUGGUGACCCUGCUGAAGAAGCUGCUGACUAAGGAUCCCGAGAGCCGCCUGUCCAGCCUCAGUGACAUCCAGAAUACGGCCUACAUGGCUGACAUGAACUGGGAUGCGGUGUUCGAGAAGGCACUGAUGCCCGGCUUUGUGCCCAAUAAAGGGAGACUGAACUGUGACCCCACGUUUGAACUUGAAGAAAUGAUUCUAGAAUCCAAGCCGCUUCACAAAAAAAAGAAGAGGUUGGCCAAGCAUAGGUCCAGAGACAGCGCAAAGGACAGCUGUCCCCUGAACGGACACCUGCAGCAGUGUUUGGAGACAGUACGGAAGGAGUUUAUCAUAUUCAACCGAGAGAAGCUCAGGAGGCAGCAGGGACAUGAUGGCCAGAUCUCAGACCUGGAAGGCCGAGUAGGAAGUCAGGUCUCAAGCAAGCUGCAGGAUGGUCGAAACAACAAUAUCCUGACCCACACAUGCACUCGUGGAUGCAGUAACUAAGCUCUCCUGCCCAGAUGGCAUCUUUUCUACCCUGACACCAAGAAUCCCUCCUCUGUGCCCUGAUGGUCCCUAUCUUAUCCCUAAAACAUCAGAUGCAGAAAGAGCUCUGUACCCAGAUCUGAGGAGCAUGGGCUCUGGUCCCUGCUUCAACUGAUUUGCUGUGUGACCUUGGGCAAGCCACACCUCUGUGCCUCAGUUUUCUGCAUCUGUGGAAAGGGUUAACAAUUCUCUGCCCUGUCUCCAGCCACAGAGUUGUGAGAAUCCAGUUGGACUGCAUAUAUGCAAACUCUUGGGCAUUGAUAAAAGUGUUUAUACAUGUAAAGUAUCUCAACAUUUUAAGUGUCUGUCUCCUACCCCCCAAAACAAUUUAAACCAUGAUAACUUUGCAAUUUGACUCAUCCUAGUUUGUUAGAUGGUACUUUCAACAACAUAAAUAGCUGGCAUGGGACUCCCAGGUCUCAAAGCAACCAUGAAGAGUCAUCCACAGACUUCCUGGUCUUUGGGAAUGGUGCAGCAUACAGACCAAGCCCAGGGCUCCGUGCUGCAGACAUGCUUCUCCCUGACUCAUGAACGGUCACUCCAACCUUUGGAUUUCAGCAGUCACCAGUUCUUGCCAUAUCCCAUAUCCCCAUGCUGGACCGCACUCAGGUGCAUCUCUGGUUACUUCUUCCUCCCACAGAGAGUUGUGGGAUCCCAGAGGACUCAUACUGCAGCAGAGCCUCAGUCCCCAUGAUCCUUCGAGGUUUUCCUUCCCAAGAAGUGGAUAAAACAAGCCAGUCAGCCUGCCGUGCAAAUGCUGCCUGGCUGGGGAGAUGUUGUGAAGCCUCUACCUAGUCUGUUGAAGAUGAAAGCAGGAUCACUCAAGAAGCAAAGCAUUUUAUAACCUGGCCAGAGAUCAGUUGACACUGGAGUUGGGGAUGCUGAGGCAAAGAAAGCUAGGGUUUUGCAGCCAAUUGGCAGUUGCUGCCAAGACUGGAAGACCUCCGCAAGUCACAUGGUUACUCAAGGGUCAGUUUCCUCACUUUCAAACAGGAAAGAGAAUGUUGACCUUUCAGAGUUGUUACAGGGCAUGAUAAGAUUCCAUGUACCACACAGUGAUGACUGACAGCCAACAGUAGUCUGACAUCACUCUCCUCAUCAUCAUCUUUCCAUCAUUAGCAUCAUGUUCUCCUUCACCAUCCUCAUCAUCUUUCUCAUUAUCUUUAUCAUCACCAUCACAAUCACCAUCCCCCUUUCCUCUGCUGGAGGUACUUUCUUGUUUUGCCAGCAUGGUAGGUCCAUUUUCCAAGGAUCUUCCAAGUUUACAAUUUGUUUUCCUUUCCUACCUGGAGCCUCUGAGGUCUCUGAACAUCCAUGCUGAGAUCAACUGUUUUGACUUUUAAAUCCAUUUCUAUUUUCUACUUUUCCACUGUGAUUUGAGUCUGUCGGUGUCAUCUCUUAGAUCUUGUGAGAGACCUUUUAAUGUAUGGAAAGGUUUUACACUUUUCUUCAAAUAACAGCAUUGCUCCCCUCCCCUUAACUGAGUCUCCUCGCAUCUAUCUCCUGCCCAGUCCAUGUCUCCAGGCCCUGUUUGUCCCUCCUGCCCUCCUGGAUGUCCCAACUGCUCUUCUCUACACUGUGACCUGGAAGUAUUACAAUUUCUUGUUGGGAUGAGCUCAUGAAUGAGAGGCAGGGGUGGAAGUUGCAGGGUGGGGAACCCUGAUUUCUUGGCUCUGUUUAAGUCCGUGUACCUUGUUUGGAAUAA